CGCUGCUGCUGCUGCUGCUCCUCCUCUUGCUGCUGCUGUUGCUGCUGCCGGGUUUUCUCCUGCGUGAGGGUCUCCCUCCUUCUCUGCCUGCAUCCUUCCCGGCUGCGCUUCUACAGCCUCCUCCUCCCCCUAGUUUGUUUGCAGCGUGCUAUCUCUCCUUUUUUCCUAUUCGCCAGUUGACGGGUGCAGAAAAACGGAGGGCCGUCCUGGUCUCGGCGCUGCCGGGACCGGCUCCAUUCGGACCCGGUCAGGGGCUGGCAGCGGCUGCUUUGAAGAGCUUGCGGGUCCGCAGACUGGAGUUGUCGUACCAGAGGCCGCCGCUGGGGGCGUGGCAACGCAAGACCGAAACAGGCAGAGCGCCACCCCCCCCCCCCCCCGCCCCUCCGGCCACCGGUCUGCAACUGGCUUGCAGUCCUGGAAGAGACGUCUCUCAAAGCUAUAAAUCACUUCAGCAUCAGAACAACCUACAGAGACUGCAAGGGCAAAAACUGCAGAGCGUUAUUGAUGAAAAGAACCUCGGCAAAGAGCUAAAUAGACGACCUCUUAAGAUGGUGGUCAAGAUCUAAUGAAGAAGAUCCAAAGCUGCAGCACUGAUGCAUUGGUGUGAGACCGCAAAUGGAGUGUAGAAAAUUUCCUCCAUGCCUGCCCUACAGGUGAUUCUGGAACAUCACACAAGCUUCUACGCUGUUCUUCAUGGAAAAGUGGUACAACUGACUCAUGUGGCCCUGUGAGUUUUUCAAAACAAGAGUCAUUUAGGGCUACACAGAUAAAUAAGGUUUGGAAAUGCAACCAAAAGAAAGUGUAGUCACAAAGAGAGUGCAAGCGGGGAAAAACUUCCUAGGAACUGGACAGCACACUGAUUAGGGCCUAUGCACUGCUUCCUCAUUGAAAUUGUGUGACCGCAAGGGGAAAUGCAGCUGUGGGACUGAGCAGCAGUUUUCACUGCAGAUGCCAGAAUCCUGAGAGAACUAAUUUCUUCACCCUUUACCUUCACUGUUGUCUUUGUCUAUCAUGGGACCUGAUAGUGGUUUCCUGAGCUCUGGGCUACUUCAUGUCAUCAUAUGGGGAGGUUUGGCAGCCCUGACCAUGCUCCUGAUUUUCAGUUUUCUCAUCUUUUUAUGCUCUAGUUGUGACAGGGAGAAGAGACCCAGGCAACAGAAUGGAGACCAUGAAAAUCUGAUGAAUGUGCCUUCAGAUAAAGAGGCGUUCAGCCAUUCUGUUACAAGUCUGACUACAGACCCACUUGCCAGCAGUGAACAAAAUGGUGGACUCAGUAGUGGAGAUGUCCUUUCAGAAGAUAGCACAACUGCUUGCAUCCAGCCUUAUGAAGAAGUGCAAACUUCUGUUACUGAUCUGUUGGAUCAGCAGGACAGUCUGGGAAGGUCACUAAAAUAUCAUCAAAGCAGGGAGUUGCCCAGAAUUCCUCCAAAUAAUGCCAUGGAAACUGUGCUGUCAACCAGAAAUACAGAAAAUGAUCAUGUUCUAGCAAUGGAGGGGCCCUAUGAGGUACUGAAAGACAGUUCCUCCCAAGAAAACAUAGUUGAGGACUGCUUGUAUGAAACAGUGAAGGAGAUUAAGGAGCUGGGAACAGCUGCUAACUCAGACAAGAACUGCAAUAUCAAACCCAAAGCUACAGUGAUGGUUAAUGGAAAUAUUGAUCAUGUCCCUGAACGCAAGAUUGAAUCAGCUGAAUAUGCAUCUGUUGACCGAAAUAAAAAGAGCCGUCAGAGUGCUAAUUCAGAGGGUCCUCUUAGCCACACUCCAGACACGGAGGCUGAAGCUCCACCUCCAGUACCUGUGAAGCUCCUAGAUGAAAAUGAGAAUGUCCAGGAGAAGGGAGCCAAAGUGGAGGAAGAGGUGGCAAAUGGCCCCAGUGAACCUGACAAGAGGCUUAGUUCACUGUCUUACAAAUCCCGAGAAGAAGACCCAUCUCUUACAGAAGAUGAGAUUUCAGCAAUGUACUCUUCUGUAAAUAAGCCAGGGCAGGCCACCAAACAGCUGGAGUCCACAUACACUUGUAUCCCUGAAAUUGUACCUCAGAAAUCACCAUCUAUUUGCAGUGGCCUGUAUGCCAGCGUGAAGGACUUGGAAAAUGCUCCAAACUUUGUCUCCAUACCUCACUCAUCAGACAGACUAAAUGGGGAGUUGGAAUCGGACUAUGAAGCAAUUCAGACUCUCAGUCAUGAGGAAGACAGAAGUGUUUUGGUGCCUAAUACCAGCCAAUCAGAUCUCCCACAAGAAAAUGAUUAUGAGAGCAUCGGGGACUUGCAGCAGAACAAAGAUGUCACCAGGCUUUAGCUGCUCUUGAUAUGAGGCCACUUAUUGGCACUUGUCUUAUUGGCACUUGUUUCAGGAGGUUGAAGGGUGAUCCACUCCAUGUCUCGUGACUAUGUAAUGUAACUCUGAACUGAGGCACUGAAAAAAAGGGUUUUCUGUUUGUCUGAGGUGAUGUCAGAUGGUAUAAGAGCUUUGUCUACAGUGUUUGACCUGUGAUGGCUGUUUCACAUGUUCAACCCAUCUUCUAUAUGUGAGCUCACCUUGUGAAGCAUUUCCUCCUCUUAAAGACAGAAAGAGAGAUGAGGAAAGGCCGAGUAGAAGUCCCAAGAUAAAAAGAGAGUCUGUAUAUGUUUUGCCAAGAUGUGUGAAUAUUGUUUGGCUGGUCUUGUAGAUGAUGGUCACCUCAAGUUGCGAUUAUUGAAAAUGAAAGCUGAAGGUACUUGAAAAGGCUUCCUUAGAGAGAGCCAGUAAUUAGUGCCAUCUAUGUCACCGGCCAAAAUAUAUACAUAGGGAGAGGGAGCCUGCUGAUAAAAAAAAGCAGGUUUUUAUUCAAAAUAUUAUUUUGUCACUCACUUCAAAAUCUUUACUUAAUUGUACUUUUCAAGUUACAGAUACCUUCAGAUGGAUUCUCACAAACAUUUAGCUGUUCCAUAAAGUUUGUGAAAGUUGGCGUGUAAAGGCUCACCCAGCACACAUACAGGUACUCUCACCAAGGGUUGUUGGUUUGCAAUUCCAUGCCUAGAGUAACACAUUACCAAAAAAAAAGCUGUGGAAGCUUUGGGUAUUACAAAUGUAAUAUGAAAAGCUGACUGCAAUGUCAUACUUCAGCUUCCAUCUUCCUCUGCAGAGUACAUAAACACAGCCAUUUAACAAAAAGGUGUUUGUGGAAAUUUGUGAGGGAUUACAGUCUGAUAUGGUAAAAAGUGAUAUGCUGACUUGUUUACUUAGUUGUGGUCUAGGGAACAGUACUUUCAUUGCAAAGUGAUCGAUUGCAACAGUGUCUUGUAGAAUUCAUUUUUAAUAGAAUAUUAUUAUCUCUUAGCAUUUAGAACACACAAAUUUCCUACUUUGAGGCUACAUUCCUCAUGGUAUAAAAGUUAGGAUUUCAUGUGGAUACUCCCAAUAACUUGUCUGAAUGUUGAUGAUAUUUAAUAAUAUAUUAACACUCCAAAUAGGCAUCUGGUAUACAGACCAUUACAGACUGGUAUAAAAAUUGGAAUUUCCAGUGGUGGCCACAUUGGUAGAUCACACCAAAGUCUUCAAUAGUGAAAUCUAAAGCGGGGGUGAGUAGUCAGCUGUCAGAUGGAAAUUAAUGCACACAGUUGAAAAUAUAAUCCUAACAGACACAAAAGCUGCUCUCAGCCACCUACAAUUUCAUCAUCCUUAGAACUGUUCUUAACAGCCCAAUCUUUUUUUGUUUUGCUCCAGCACAUUUGCCUCCUUUGCUAAUGCAGAGGGCAAAGGCAUCAGCCUGGCCACCCCACAACUUUGUGACUGUGAAACCCAGAAGUUGGUACUGCUCCGGAGCUAUGCUGGCAUCUGUGUGCAUGCCAGUGCAAAAGGGUGGGGCAAUCCUGGGGUGCAGCUGGCUUGUAGUUGGCCUUCCACCCAGGCUUUCACACCAGAAGUACUUUGGUUAGAGCCUUGGAGUUACACCACCCUUUGGCUAACUCCAUUUAGCCUUAUGGAGGGUUGUCAGGUGGCCAGGAAUGGGGGAAGGGGUUUUUCUGCACUGUCUGAAAGCCCUCUGGAGGCAGUAGCAGCACCAUCCCUGGAUGCCAGAGGCUUGCAGAUUGGGCUGUAAGCAAUAUAAUAAGGUAAGGCUUCAGGCAGUUUUGAACUUACAGCCACAGUGACAUUUCACACAAUCACUAAAAGAUGAAUCUGUGAUUUUUACACAUCAGUGUUCAUAUUUUGAACACGGCUGGGGCUGUAGCUCAGUGGUAGUGCAUCUGCUUUGCAUCCAGAUGGCCCCAGGUUCUAUCUUCAGUUAAAAGGAUCAAAUAAUUCUUUUUGAUCCUGCUACUGCUAGAGUACACAAUACUGACCUUGGGAGACCAAUGCUUGUAGCUUUUCCUAGAUUCAGCUAGGUAUAUGUCACAUGUAUAGACACAAUGAGAAAACACACUUUGGAUUAUUUGUAUACAUGUGUGUAUGCACAAAUGAUGUCAGUGUCCAUAAUAUCAUCUUUCUUGCCUUAUUAUUGUCCCAUCCCAGGUGUUGAACCCAAAUGUAACAAUUGGGUGUUUUCAGUGUCCCAUGCUUGGUUUACCUCCUAUACACAAUUUUCGUAGAAUGGAUCUUUAAGGACUUGCAGUAUGGUUCAUCAGUAUUAUUAGGACUAAUUACUAUAAAGCAUGAAGGGCAUAUAUCCUUCCAGAACAUGGAAGAUGUGCUAUAGGAAGCUAUAACUAGGAAAGGGUAGUACCUGGCAACUUUGAAAAAACAAAACAAAAUAGUGCAUGUCUGGAAAGGCGAAAAUAAUGCAUGCGUUUUAGAGCUGGCCAAACUCUUCCAGGAGUUUGAGAAGAGACACUGUGUCACUGACUUGGCAUCCUUAUCACAAGUGCUAGUUCAAAUGAUGUGUUGUUGCAUGAGGACGUAAAUUGCCAUGUGAUGGCCUUGCUGCAUUAAUCUGCUAUUGCAAAUAAGUUGCCAAGUAAAUUGAGUGCCCAUCAACCAACAUAGUUUUAAUUGUCACUUUAGUUCAGGGGUGGCCAAGCUAUGAUGCUCCAGAUGCUCCUGGCUGAUGCCCCUGGCUGAUGGGAAUUGUAGUCCAUGAACAUCUGUAACACCAUAGGUUGGCCACCUCUACGUAGUUAUUACCAUAGUUCACAUGAAUCUGGCCACUCCAUUACAGCCACCCGGUGGAGGCUUCCAUUUGGAAGCUACUCCAUUUAGCAGCCAUAAUGUGAUGAGCUGCUUACAUUUGUGCGUGGUCUCCAUUACCUUGAGUACUUUUAGACCACUGUCCACAUUUCUAGUGGCAUUUCAGAUGACCCUGUUGACACAGAAAGCUUCGCUUGAUAACAUGCCAUAUUGGUGGUUUAUUGAGUAAGCAAUAUUUUGCUAUGCCUGAGAUAUGGUGCUUUCUUGAAACAUAUGCAGGAUUAGACAUUUUCCUGGGAUGACAUGUGAGCACUAACGUGUCAUUGGAACUCCUGCUGAGGUACUAAAAUUGGAAUCAUUUCAUGAUGCUGGAUUACAGAGGUUUUUUGUUUUUUUAUUUUUAAUAAACAUGUUUUCACUGUUGCACCUUGACCCCCCUUGGUAUGCUGUGGGGUAGUAAUAUCAUGUACCAGGAUUCAAACUCAUCUUUUAUAAGGUAGAUGUAUGAUGGCAACCUGAUAUCCAUCAUUUUCCUCAGGGCAUAACAAACUGUGCCUUUAGAAAAUCCAACUUCUAUGAAGUCUUCUGGUUUCCUGGACAGCUUUUCGCAAUAGUCCUUUCAUCAGAACUCUGUACACUUGGUGCUUUCUCUUAAAUCUUUCUAUGGUGCUUUAUAACAUAUUCUGACAAGGUACUUUCUGGUGUACAUUUUUUGAAAGAUGAUAUGUAAAACAAUCAAGGGCAGUAGUUUGUUUUUUCUAGAAAUUACUUAGCUUUAAAUUUGAAUCUUUCUUAGUUUUGCUGCAUUAUCCUCACAAGAUGAAACAACUGUGGGUUUGAAUGUCCACCUUGCCCUAAACCAAAGGAGACAAAUGUUCUGGCUUCAAAAUAGUCAAAUGUAUUUUCAGUAAAUGUUGAGUUGCCAUAUUGGCCAAGGCUGCUGGCCCUGCCCCACACUCACCUGCUAGAGAAGACUCCAGCAGGGGACAGCCUUGCCCAGGCACUGCUGAGGCAGGCAAGACCAACAAGAGGCUAUGGGUAAAGCAGCAAGGGCAAGGAAAUACACCCACAGCAGCUUCAGAGCCUGGCAGGCCUCAGAUGGAAAGUGAGCCUGAGCCAGCAGGCUGCUCCUGAAAACAGGCCAGAGGAGGAAGCCAGCAGCAGUUAGACCUUUGCAGCUAUCAGAGCUGCCUCUUGAUACCUCAGGGGAGGGCACGGUAUGAGAGGGGAAGUCCAGUGACCUAGAUUCCCCUCCAAUCACUAUGGGCCUCCCUCUGAAAAGAGGGCAUUGCAAGGAGUCCAUGGUCAGUCUAUUCCCAGACAAGCCUUUAUUAGCCCAGCCCAGGGAAGGCCAGAGAAGAAGGGUCAAACCUAUUUCAUGCCCAUCAGGGAAUGGCAGAGAGAGAAAGAGAGAGGAGAAAAGGAGGAAGAGGAAGACCAACCUUAUAGCCCCCAUUCUGUCUUAAUUCUGAGAACCUUCCUGAUGCAUAGCUAGGACAGAAGAACUGGAUGGUGUUGUGGCCCUGGCCUUCCCACAGCACAGCUCCUGGGUAAGGAAGAUCUGGACAUAUAUUUAUUGUCUGUAUUCAGAAUAGUGUCAUCCCAAAUUUUAUAUAGUAAUUCAAUGUUAUGACUUCAUGGUGUAUAUAAAAGAAUGAUAAAUAGAAUGUAACCUUGAAAGAGAGAAAUAUAUACUGAAUUCUAAUAUCAGCCAACAUUGGUCAUACCUUCUCUGAUAUGUGUAACAUUUUUGCAGGGCAUUGGGUACACAUAGAUCCAAAUUCUGAUCUGUUGCCUUAUACAACAGCAGGGCUGGGAAAGACAUCAUAAAGUUUUCAGGGACAAUAUAAACAGUAUAACUUCCUAUAAGGCAUCUGUACACACAAUAAAGUGUUCAUCAUAUAAUCAGCAAAACACUAGGAAAGGUUAAUUUAUGUUGGUUUUUAAAAAUUCAUGAAUUGUCAUUUGUACCUAAAUAUGUGUAACUAGUGAAUCUGACUGCAAGAAAAUCUCUGUGUAAACAUGUUACAUUAAAUAAAUAUGUAACCCUAUCAGCUGUUUUUCCACUCCAAAUCUCCUACCAGCCUGUCUCCCCACCCUGAGAUUCCAGGCACAUAUUUAUCCUUGCUAAAAUAUCUAGAACCCUGAUGGAGAUGAGUAUUUGGAAAAGAAAACAGCUAACAGGGAAUUUUGCAGUUUCUUUUUUACACCAUCACCAUUUGUUGCAUGUAUACAAUUAGCUGCUGUUUGGCCUUCCGAGACAGAGCUUAGUCUUUUGGUUCUGACACUGCAGAAAUAAAUCCAUCUUAGAGAAUGUCCCUGCAUUUUUCAAAGGCACUUGAUUCACCACUGUGCAUGGAGUACUGUGAAGAGAUCUUUAUUGACCACUGUUGAAGACAAAAUGGCAGACAAGAUCAGUGAUUCUCAACCAGUAGUACUCGUAAGUGCAACACAAAAAACAGUCUAGGUGGGUGAUCAUAAUAACUAUUAAGAAUUCUCUCUCCCUCAAUCCCUGUUUCCACUCACAAGUGUGGAAUAUGAUCCCCUGUUGACCUUACAUGCCACUGACUGUCUUUCUGUGACUUGUGCAUGUUAGUAUCAAUAACAAUACCGAUACACAAAAAAAUUUCCUUGGAAAAAGUGGACAUUUUGUGUCAAUUGUGAUAGGUUUUUUGAUGGAAUGGUUGGUGGAAUAUUGGAUACAAAAAGCUGAGAACUACUGGGCUAGAUGGUCUUGUGAUCAGGAUUAUGACCAUGGUUAAAAGAAUGACUACUUCCAUUUAGCCCCCUGCAAUAUCCUUGUACUGAUACUGGCUGGAUUGGAGCCCAAUGUUUGACUAAAAAUAUAAGAUUCCUAAUUUAAGAAUUUCUUUCUGCUGUCAUAGGCAGAGGACAGAAGUUCUGGAAAAAAGACCUAGAGGCAUGAUCUCUUAAAGGGAAUGUAAAAAUAACGAUGCAGUGUAUACAUGCAAGUCAUUAUCUGAUGUUAUUUUUUUUAGAAAUAAUACUGUAAGAACAAUUACCAUUUACCACCACCAAGUUCUUCAGUUCUCAGCCAGAACUGCUGGAUGAGUUGCUUCAAUGUUCAAAAUGUUCUGAUGUGAUGAUAUUUCCAAGGCCACUCAACCUGAAAUGAAUAUUUCACACACAUGAGUCUAAAAGAAAACAUGGCUAAAAAAAAUAAUUGUCAUUAAGCAAUCUCUGUGCAGCUGAUCUCUCAAACACCCACCAACUUUAAAGGUUCCUUCACAUUAUCUGUUGUACGCACUUAAAUAAUAUUUCAUAAGCAUGAAUCCUGUGUUCCUUUCAGUACAUUUCGCAUAAGGAUACUUUUCAAAGACAGCUGGCUUGUCUCUUGCUGUUCACUUCCAACCAUAAUAAACUGUUUUACUGACUGGUA
Messenger RNA from Sphaerodactylus townsendi, 8506 nucleotides. RefSeq names its product phosphoprotein membrane anchor with glycosphingolipid microdomains 1 (gene PAG1). Gene Ontology annotation, biological process: intracellular signal transduction; negative regulation of T cell activation. The record is from RefSeq and is a predicted model, not a curated record. The transcript has 11 exons. The coding region runs from base 1012 to 2298 and encodes 428 amino acids. Gene Ontology annotation, cellular component: membrane raft; plasma membrane. Lineage: Eukaryota; Metazoa; Chordata; Lepidosauria; Squamata; Sphaerodactylidae.